AUGAUUGACCUCACCCAACUAACCAAGAAUGAAGUACUCAUGGCCUUUUCCUCCUAUGCACCACUUGUUCUUUCAAAAAUGAUGUUUAUGAGUUUUGCCACUGCAUUCUAUAGACUGACAAGAAAGGCUUUUGCCAACCCAGAAGACUGUGCACAUCAUGGCAAAGGAGAAAAUGCCAAGAAGUAUCUUCGAACAGAUGACAGAGUGGAAUGUGUAUGAAGAGCCCACCUGAAUGACCUUGAAAAUAUUGUGUCAUUUGUUGGCAUUGGCCUUCUGUAUUCCUUGAGUGGUCCAGAUCUCUCUACAGCCCUCCUGCACUUCAGACUUUUUGUUGGAGCACGGAUCUACCACACAAUUGCAUAUCUGAUACCCCUUCAGCCAAAUCGAGCUUUUGCUUUUUUUGUUGGAUAUGGAGUUACAUUUUCAAUGGCUUAUAGUUUGCUGAGAGAUAGAUUGUACCUAUAAGGAGAAUCAUAAAACUCAACAUCCAAUUGGCUUUUGUUAAGAAUUCUGUACUUCCAG
Trichechus manatus latirostris (Florida manatee) is the source of this 522-nucleotide messenger RNA. Its product is annotated as microsomal glutathione S-transferase 1. Lineage: Eukaryota; Metazoa; Chordata; Mammalia; Sirenia; Trichechidae. Gene Ontology annotation, molecular function: glutathione transferase activity. The record is from RefSeq and is a predicted model, not a curated record. Gene Ontology annotation, cellular component: mitochondrion; membrane.